AUUUGAUUGGUUGAGAGGCUAUUGACGCGGCCAAACCUUCUUUACGUUAGGCAAGACCGAGAGCGUUCCAGAAAAUAUCAACGAGAGAGGAAUAGCUUUGCAACGUUCCAUCAACCGAAGAUGAUCGAGGUGGUUUGCAACGAUCGCCUGGGCAAGAAAGUCCGGGUCAAGUGCAACUCAGAAGAUACCAUUGGAGACCUGAAGAAGCUCAUUGCUGCACAGACAGGAACACGACACGAUAAGAUUGUCCUGAAGAAAUGGUAUACCAUAUUCAAGGACCACGUGUCUCUCGGUGAUUAUGAAAUCCAUGAUGGGAUGAACCUGGAGUUGUACUACCAGUAGACGAGAAGUGGACCAAAAGUCAAACAUGCUUAGACAAGACCUUGCUACAAAAACACACACCCAAACACACAAGAAUGGAAUUUGAGGCUGGAAACCUCCUUAAUCUGACAGAAUGUCUGGAGGAGAUAAAAAGCGUCGGACACAGACCAGAAAACAUGCUGACGUUACAUAGAUCCGAGUUUCUGUUGUUGAUUUUUGCCCACAAAUUAUGUUAAGGAAUUGUUGUUGCUCUCCAGUUAUUUUGUUUUGAUAUUUUAGAAAUAAAUGUGAUAAACCCA
Molecule: messenger RNA, 620 nt
Organism: Melanotaenia boesemani (Boeseman's rainbowfish)
Lineage: Eukaryota; Metazoa; Chordata; Actinopteri; Atheriniformes; Melanotaeniidae
Gene: ubl5
Product: ubiquitin like 5
Exons: 5
Coding region: 121-342 (73 amino acids)
Biological process (GO): protein modification process; mRNA splicing, via spliceosome
Cellular component (GO): nucleus; cytoplasm
Molecular function (GO): protein binding; protein tag activity
Source: RefSeq, a predicted model, not a curated record